AUGUCUCUUGAUGACACUCGAGCACCAACACAUUCAGUGCGAGGGAGUGGGGUUUCAGUUGUGGUGCACAGUUACAAAAAGCCGGCCCUGGGUUGGGGUAGCACAGAAGAUAUCAUCGACCUUACGCUAGGCAAUGCUAAGAAGAACGGUCUGUUGCAAAAGGAACCUACAAGUCAAAAGGGCACAGAGAAGCAAAGAAAUGUAAACUCAGAUCCUAUCGACAGUCAUCAAGGCCAGGAGCUCGGUAACCAGGUCUCAGCACUUGGGUCUUGA
Messenger RNA from Suillus bovinus, 273 nucleotides. RefSeq lists its product as uncharacterized. The record is from RefSeq and is a predicted model, not a curated record. Bases 1 to 273 code for a protein of 90 amino acids. NCBI's taxonomy places the organism in Eukaryota, Fungi, Basidiomycota, Agaricomycetes, Boletales, Suillaceae. The transcript has 2 exons.